AUGUCCAUCCUUAUUUAUUGCCCAACAAUAAGAUUAUUUGAUAUAGGUGGUUAUAACAACGCUACUCUUUCAUAUGAUCCUAAAACUUUGAAAGUUCAUGAAAAUCGUCUCAUUAUAACAUUAAAUGAGGUCUAUAUUUAUGAUAUAAUUAAUGAUAGUUGGAAUACCGACUGUGAUGGCCAAAGAAUCAUAAUUUAUAGAGGUUACUUUAAUGAUCCUGGAUAUUUAGACAAUUCACUUUAUGUAUUAGAUUUGACAAUUUUUAAUUGGUAUAUUCCAAAAACUACUGGAAAUAUUCAAAUUUUUAACCAAAAUCGAUCAACUUUAAUAGGACGUGGUUGUGAUAAAUCAGUUGAAAGUGAUAUAUUAUUACUUGAUAUUAGUAAUAAUGAAGAAUAUAUAUGGAUAACAAUAUUUGAUCCUCCAGACUCAAACGUUAUUAUACCACCAUCAUCAUCGUCAAAUUCAUCACUGACUUCAUCAUCACAUCAUUAUCUUCAUCAUUACCUCCACCAAUAA
Messenger RNA from Rhizophagus irregularis DAOM 181602=DAOM 197198, 519 nucleotides. Lineage: Eukaryota; Fungi; Glomeromycota; Glomeromycetes; Glomerales; Glomeraceae. The record is from RefSeq and is a predicted model, not a curated record.